GUGUUUGAGGCAGCUGAGGCUCCAAACAUGAUGGAGACCGGAGCACCGGGAGGCGUGGAACCGGAGCAGACAGCGGCCCAGAAGCAGCUGCUCCGCCGGAGACAGGAGCUGGACUACUGGAAGAACAACAUGGCCCGGAUCCGGAGGAGGAACCGGAUGACCGGACUGAGCAUAGGCGCGUUUGUGCUGGGAAUGUUCACUUACACCAUCCUGUCAGUCAAACAGGAGAGAAUCAUGGACGAAGUGGACGAUGAAGCCAGGAUCCACAUCAUACGAGGACCACGGACUGGAGCUAACUCCUAGACACACCAAACAUGGACUAUCUGGACUCUCCU
Sphaeramia orbicularis (orbiculate cardinalfish) is the source of this 335-nucleotide messenger RNA. RefSeq names its product cytochrome C oxidase assembly factor 3b (gene coa3b). Gene Ontology annotation, cellular component: mitochondrial inner membrane. The transcript has 3 exons. Lineage: Eukaryota; Metazoa; Chordata; Actinopteri; Kurtiformes; Apogonidae. The record is from RefSeq and is a predicted model, not a curated record. Gene Ontology annotation, biological process: mitochondrial respiratory chain complex IV assembly. The coding region runs from base 28 to 303 and encodes 91 amino acids.